UAUGGAUCCAACACGAGUGGCAGUUGCUAUUUGCCCCGGUCGACUCGGUUGACAGGAGGGAAUCAGUUCUGGGGUUUUGCGCCUUUAUCACCGUUUUUUUGAAUUUUAACAAAGCACCAGAACCAGUCACCUAAUCUUUGAUAUCCGUUACUUAUGAUCAUCUUCAUUCGGAAGUGAUUUAGUAUUUACUAUUUGACAGGUUUUGAUAAAUUGUCUUGUGCUCUUGCUCGUUUUUUGUAUUCACAAUGGACGAGCUGUUCGAUCUGAUCAAAGUGGGUGGUUCCGUGGAUAUUCAGAGGACUGAUGGACGGAUUCACUCAGCUGUUGUAUCAGGAAUCAAUACAACAACCCGCAGUGUUACCGUUGAAUGGUUUGAAAGGGGUGAGACCAAAGGGAAAGAGAUCGAAUUAGAUGCAAUUUUGGCUUUGAAUCCGGAUUUGAUACCAGCUCAACCUACCGAAAAUGUUAGAACUCUGCCUUCAAAAUUGCCCGCGCCGUCUCGUCCGUCAGUUGCUAUUGUGCCGAAUAACAAGGGUGGAUCCAUUUCAACCCGCUCCACAAGGCAAUCACAAGCAGCUCACGUCCUAUUGGCUAACCAAAAUAAUUUGGCCUUCUCACAAAAUGGACCUCAAACAGCUGUAGCCCCUCGUGCAGUUGAAAGUAUGAUGCCUCCUCCUCCUGCUCCUGUUGUAGCUCAGCCAGCUCCUUCUGUAGUUGCUCCCCCUGGCGGCACAGUCACACGCCAGUCGGCUAUGAAUCCUCAAGGUGGAGGAGCAGCUGCUCGUCGGCGAUCAAAUGUCGUGAAAGAAGUGGAACGAUUAGAAAAAAAUCGCGAGGAACGGCGCGCACGACAAGCCGAAAUCAAAGAAGAAAAAAAAGCGCUUAUGAAUAUGGAUCCAGGCAAUGUGAAUUGGGAGUUCCUUUCAAUGAUCAGGGAAUUUCAAGCGACUUUGGAGUUUCGGCCAAUCCGAGAUACGGAUGGAGUUGAGGAUCACCAAAUCACUGUCUGCGUCCGUAAACGGCCACUUAAUAAGAAAGAACUAGCGCGCAAAGAGGUGGAUGUAAUCACUGUACCUUCCAAGGACAGAAUCAUCGUCCAUGAACCUAAAACUAAGGUUGACUUAACCAAAUAUUUGGAAAACCAACACUUUCGGUUUGAUUAUGCUUUCGACGAUACGUGCGACAAUGAGAAAGUGUACAAGUACUCAGCAAAGCCGUUAGUUCAGACCAUUUUUGAAGGUGGAAUGGCCACUUGCUUUGCGUACGGUCAAACGGGCAGUGGUAAAACGCACACAAUGGGCGGUGACUUCCAACAGGGCAAAACUCAAGAUUGUAGUACGGGCAUCUAUGCUAAAACUGCUCGAGAUGUCUUCAAACUGCUCAAAAGCCCCAAAUACCGCUCACAGGAUCUGGUUGUUUCGGCCAGCUUCUUUGAAAUUUAUUCCGGAAAGGUAUUCGAUUUACUGAAUGGCAAAGCAAAGCUGCGUGUCCUGGAAGACGGCAAGCAACAAGUUCAGUUGGUCGGUCUCUGUGAACGUUCCGUUGAUAGUGUGGAGGAAGUACUAAAGUUGAUUCAGCAUGGUAAUGGAGUGAGAACUUCUGGCUCUACAUCUGCCAACGCACACUCUUCUCGUUCGCACGCUGUGUUUCAAGUCAUUCUCCGACCGCGUGCUGCUCCGACUCGUCUUCAUGGAAAAUUCUCUCUGGUCGAUUUAGCUGGUAACGAGCGUGGUGCCGACACUUCUUCCGCCAAUCGCCAAACUCGAAUGGAAGGAGCAGAGAUUAACAAAUCGCUACUGGCUUUAAAAGAGUGCAUCCGAGCUCUUGGUCGCAAAGGUGCGCAUCUACCAUUUCGAGCGUCGAAGCUGACGCAAGUCUUGCGCGAUUCGUUUAUUGGUGAAAAAUCGAAAACUUGCAUGAUCGCCAUGAUUAGUCCUGGUUUGAUGUCAUGCGAACAUUCGCUUAAUACAUUGCGAUACGCAGAUCGUGUCAAGGAACUCGCAGCUGAUCCGUUGGAUUCCGGAGGCAAAGGGUCUCCAACCGCCAUCGAUACAGGUAGCAUUUCUCCUCUAAUCGAAGAAGACGGACAAGACGAUGACCUGGCACAACUUCGAUCGCUGAAUGAAGGAGAACUAUCCGCUGAUCUGUAUACAUUCCAUGAGGCUGUCUCGCAUCUUCAAGAAAUGGAAGAGGACGUCUUAGAUACGCAUAAGCUAGUGCUGGAUCAAAUACCAAAAUGGCAUCAAGCUUGUGCCACUUUGCUGGCCAUGACAAAUGAAGUCGACUAUGAUGUGGAUGCUUACGUUCAGCAAAUGGAAGACAUACUAGCUGAGGCUGGAGAAGGAUUCCUACGUCUGAAAUCUAAAGUAUCUGCGUUUAGAGCCGAACUGCAGGCAGAAGAAGAAAUGUCUCGUAACAUCAAAGAAGCUAAUCCUACGCGUAAUGGGAGAUUGCAGUAGUGAUGUUCACAUAAUGUACCAGUCCAAAACAGCAGCAAAGUGAAAAGCUGACGGAAACUUUUCAGCGCAAGGCAUUCCAUCAUUCGUCGAUAUUAUUGCCCUACGCCCGGUCGCGGCUUUUUCUUUCUCCAAAAAUUGGUUCCCCCCUAUUUAGUUUAAUUAAAUUCAACAUCGGUAUAUGAUUUGCGUGCUUUCAUUAAAGAAAUGUCAAAUGCAUCAGCAUACUACCGUGAACCACUACCAUCUCUGCCUUGUGAUAAGCUAUUUGACCCUCAUUAUCUUCACUUUCGUCCCCUUUAACCUAUAU
Molecule: messenger RNA, 2766 nt
Organism: Daphnia carinata
Lineage: Eukaryota; Metazoa; Arthropoda; Branchiopoda; Diplostraca; Daphniidae
Gene: Klp10A
Product: kinesin-like protein Klp10A
Exons: 17
Coding region: 246-2459 (737 amino acids)
Biological process (GO): microtubule-based movement
Molecular function (GO): ATP binding; microtubule motor activity; microtubule binding
Source: RefSeq, a predicted model, not a curated record